Molecule: messenger RNA, 2460 nt
Organism: Nylanderia fulva
Lineage: Eukaryota; Metazoa; Arthropoda; Insecta; Hymenoptera; Formicidae
Source: RefSeq, a predicted model, not a curated record
AUGCCUUCUGUAAUCGAAGUAUGGUUCCAAAAUCGACGAGCGAAAUGGCGUAAAAGCGAGCGGCUGAAGGAGGAGCAACGCAAACGCGAGGGUGGAGGCGGCAGCGGCGGCGGUGGCGGUAACGUGGAAUCCUCCGCUCUGAGCGCGCCGACGUCCUCGUCGGCCGGUCCGAGCCCCACGGGGAACGAUCCGGAGGGCACCACAACGAGCAGCAGCGCGGCCGACAUGGAGGACGGCAUCGCGGAAGGCGGCGGCGGCGGCUCCAGGAGCCCCAGCACGACUUCCGCCUCGGUCAGCCCCCGACCCCAGCCGAGUCAGCCGUCCCUAGGUGGCGUCUCGACGCCACCGCCGACCCCCAUAAGGGCGCCACCGCCGCCACCGAGCACCGUAGGGGGUCUCGGACCGCCUGCCGAGAGCACCACGGGAAUAAGCGCUGGCUUCAGGCCAGUAGAGCCGCCGACGUCCAUCUUCUUCUCGCCCCAUCUGGCCGCCCAAUUCUCGCCGCCGCUCUUCGGCAACAAGGUCGUCAGCAGCGCGUCGACAUCGCUGACCUCGACGACGCCGUCUCUGUGGACCACCAGCGACCAGCAUCGGCCGAGCAGCCUCCAGGAGAUGCUGUCCUGGUCGCCGACCGGCUGGCCCGGUUCCAUCUGCGGCUGCUGCAAGCCGGGCACCGCCGGCACCGGCACCGAUCUCCAUCGGAGCAACAGCCUGGCCGAGCUGCGAAGGAAAGCUCAGGAGCACUCGACCGCCUCGGCCCUUCUCGGCGGCCUCGCCGGCUUUCCAGGCGGUCUGCCUCUGCCUCUGCCUCUACCACUGCUGCCGCCCUUGCUGGGUCUUUCCAGGCGACCAGAGCACCAUCAUCAUCAUCAUUUGCCCGGUGUGGUGCACCAAAUACAGCCGACCACCAAGGAGGAUCCAUAGGAUCGUCCUCUCGACGGAUGCCGAAAUCAUCUCGUAAACGUGGCGUGAAUCCCGUCAAGGGGAUGUAAAUCAUCGGGUGAUUGCAAAAAGUCGGGAGCGGUGUAAUGAUCUCGGUGAGUUCGAAUUUCGAUGCUGUAGAGAUCAUUUAUCUCUGUGUUCUCGUAUAACGGAAAUAUAGAGAAUUCUUCUCUUCUUCAAAUAGAUGUUAUUAAUUAAUAUGGAAAUCAUAUUUUUUUUUUUUUUUAUUAUUUUUGGAUUGUAGAAUUUAUCCGAUCAAAUCGUAGAUUUUAUUCGAUUUAAUGAUUCAAGUUUCACGUCUAGAGCAUCGAAAAUUGUACUUUUCGAGAUUAGACUGCUCCUCAAUCUUUACAAGUGCUUUCCUCAUUAUGAUUGCAUUUGAGUUUUAUUGUAUUUUAUUAUUUUUUUUUUUUUUAACUAAGAAACUUUUUCGGCAUUAUGGUGAACGAAUUUACGAGUCUCAAUUCCGGCAGGCGACUAUGAUUUAUUUAACGAACCAUAAUGCCGUGAAUUGAAUUUUGCAAACUAUAUUCAUAUUACCUUCGAUUGUAACUUGUUAAAAUAAAUUACGAUGCGCUUAUUAAGAACUUGCGCACUCUUGAUAGAAAAUUUUGUUUUAAUUCAUAUAACGCGCUGAUUUUUUAGAAGAAUGAGAGAUUUUCAUUCGAAGCAAAUUCGACAAUCAACUGCAUUUUCAUUUAUAUAAGAAAGAGUCGACUUUAUAAAGUUUUGUCAAGUUAUUUUUCAGCCCAACUAUUUUCUUCUUACAAAAGUUACUAAUACUUAAAUUUUUUAAGUAGAACACGGGAUAUUUUUUUAUCAUUCUCGAAAAUUUUUUCUCGACUUUCUAUCUUAAUACAAAUGAGAAAGAAAUAGGAUUACAUUUUAAUACUCGUUAAAUAUGCAAUAAACUGUUGAAUAACGCAGCACUAUCAAUUUACAAAUUACUUUGUUAUAAUCGCAGACGAGAUGUAAAUAGGUGACGUUCAUCAAACAAUAAUCUUUAGUAGUAUUCACAGACAUAAACGUUCUUCUCACGUAUAAUAAUCAACAAUAAUGUUCAAAUCUUCAUUCUAUGCUACUGAGUGCUACUUUAUUUAUUGCCUUAACUUGCGAUGCAAACAUAUUUAUAUCACCACUACUACUUCCAAUGAAUACCGUUACGCAAAAUAUUGAGUUCCAGACACAACGAGUUUGGCAAAUCUGUUAUUUACAAGUGAAGACAAUUUCUGCAAAAAAAAAUCUACGAGAAGAGGAGACUAGAUUUCGAUCUGACAUGUUAAAUUUAAAACGUCGCGAUUUGUAUAUAAUGGAAAUAACAGCGGCGAGAAAAAAAUGGGAGCGAAAAAAAAAACGACACGAUAAGAUCGCGAUUCACAUUAUACAGAACAAUGAUACAACGAAAUACUUUUGCAUACUUAAUACAAAAUGUAUUUGCUCUCAAAAUAUCGUUACACAUAUUCAUAUGCAGGGUGUCCAGCAGACUCAAUGAAAAAAAUUCCCUGACUUUUUAGUAUU